GCCUCUUGAACCAUGCCUCGCUGUACACGAAAGGGUUGCAAUCAAGAUUUUUCAACCGAUGACAAUACGGGGGUUUGUACCUUCCAUUCAGGCGCGCCAGUCUUUCAUGAAGGUCUGAAGUCGUGGUCAUGCUGCAAAGAUGUCAACAAACCUGUGCUCGACUUUGAGGAGUUCAUGGCCAUCCCAGGCUGCACGGAGACCGACGGACAUACCUCAGAGGCUUUCACGUCACAACCAGCACCGAGCGCCGCGCAGCAGCAGAAGCAAGCUGCUGCAUCUACCCCAGUCCCUAUCUCCACUAUUCAAGAGGGUGGCGAUAACAAGGAAACGUUCACGAUUGGAGCACCGGCCACCUUGUCUGCUGCCACCACUGCUGUUGCCCCGCCGCCUCCGAUCGUUGAAGAUGAAGACGACCUGGACGCCCCAGUAGAGCCCGGAACGCAUUGCAAGCGUCGAGGUUGCGGUGUCACCUUCGUUAGCGAUGAAGUCAACCGCAAGGGAGACGGCGAAGGAACUGUUUGCGUAUAUCAUCCACUUCCUCCAUUAUUUCGGGAGGGAAGCAAAACUGAGGAGCUAGUUCAAUGUCGCAUCGACCAUUAUCAAACAGUUGACAAAGUCCAGGUCUCGGUCUUUGCAAAAAAGGUAGACAAAACCGAGAGCACCGUGAAGUUUGAAGAAGAUAAGGAACCAAGGUACAAUGUUCUAUCUAUGAUAUUAUAA
Coprinopsis cinerea okayama7#130 is the source of this 720-nucleotide messenger RNA. Its product is annotated as diploid state maintenance protein chpA. The transcript has 6 exons. NCBI's taxonomy places the organism in Eukaryota, Fungi, Basidiomycota, Agaricomycetes, Agaricales, Psathyrellaceae. The record is from RefSeq and is a predicted model, not a curated record. The coding region runs from base 13 to 720 and encodes 235 amino acids.